This is a messenger RNA of Myotis davidii, 1658 nucleotides long. It is a transcript of the gene TAF5L, whose product is annotated as TATA-box binding protein associated factor 5 like. Lineage: Eukaryota; Metazoa; Chordata; Mammalia; Chiroptera; Vespertilionidae. Gene Ontology annotation, biological process: regulation of DNA-templated transcription. The annotation marks the transcript as partial. Gene Ontology annotation, cellular component: nuclear protein-containing complex; histone acetyltransferase complex. The transcript has 5 exons. Gene Ontology annotation, molecular function: protein binding; transcription coactivator activity. The record is from RefSeq and is a predicted model, not a curated record.
ACCAUUGACGGUGGCUGUGAUACCAUCGCCACCGGGGACUACAGAGACGGACGCGAGCACCUCCUGGUCCUCGAGGGAUGCGUGUGGCUUCUUAGCUGCUCGCGGGGCGGGUCCUUCCUAUCGUUGAUUUUCCGUGAGGGAGGCACCCCGGCUGGAUGGGAUGCGCCCCCAGAUCCCUGACCGUCCCGUGUUCCGGUCCCCCCCGCCCCCAGGUCAUGAAACGGGUGCGCACCGAGCAGAUUCAGAUGGCCGUGUCCUGCUACCUCAAACGCCGGCAGUACGUGGACACCGACGGUCCCCUGAAGCAAGGCCUGCGCCUGUCCCAGACCCCCGAGGAGAUGGCAGCCAACCUCACAGUGCAAACAGAGUCUGGCUGUGCCAACAUCGUGUCCGCCGCCCCGUGCCAGGCGGAGCCCCAGCAGUAUGAGGUGCAGUUCGGGCGGCUGCGGAACUUCCUCACCGAUUCCGAUUCCCAGCACAGCCAGGAAGUGAUGCCUCUCCUGUACCCCCUCUUCGUCUACCUCCACCUCCACCUGGUCCAGAACAGCCCCAAGAGCACCGCGGAGAGCUUCUACAGCCGCUUCCACGGCAUGUUCCUGCACAACGCCGGCCAGCGGGACGUGGUCGAGCAGCUGCAGGCCACGCAGACCCUGCAGGACAUCCUGUCCAACCUCAAGCUCCGCGCCUUCCUGGACAGCAAGUACGUGGUCCGCCUGCAGGAGGACAGCUACCACUACCUGAUCCGCUACCUCCAGAGCGACAACAACGCCGCCCUGUGCCGGGUCCUCACCCUGCACAUCCACCUGGACGUGCAGCCCGCCAAGAGGACCGACUACCAGCCCGGGGGCCCGAUCCUGCAGAACGAGGCCGCCCUGGACGUCCUGCAGGAGAGCAUCCGGCGGGUCAAGGAGGGCCCGCCCUCCCUCACCACCAUCUGCGUCUACGCCUUCUACCACACGGAGCAGCUGCUGAACGCCGCCGAGAUCUCCCCCGACGGCAAGCUGCUGGCCGCCGGCUUCGACAACUCCUGCAUCAAACUCUGGAGCCUCCGGUCCAAGAAGUUGAAAGCGGAGCCCCACCAGGUGGACGUGUCCCGCAUCCGCCUGGCCUGUGACAUCCUGGAAGAGGAGGAGGAGGAGGAGGAGGCCGAGAUGAAGACGCUGCGGGGCCACUGCGGGCCCGUGUACAGCACGCGCUUCCUCGCCGACAGCUCGGGGCUGCUGUCCUGCUCCGAGGACAUGUCCAUCCGCUACUGGGACCUGGGCACCUUCACCAACACGGUGCUGUACCAGGGCCACGCCUACCCCGUGUGGGACCUGGACAUCAGCCCCUACAGCCUGUACUUCGCCAGCGGGUCCCACGACCGCACCGCGCGGCUGUGGUCCUUCGAUCGGACGUACCCGGUGCGGAUCUACGCGGGCCACCUGGCGGACGUGGACUGCGUCCGCUUCCACCCCAACUCCAACUACCUGGCCACGGGCUCCACCGACAAGACGGUGCGGCUCUGGAGCGCCCAGCAGGGCAACUCGGUGAGGCUGUUCACGGGCCACCGCGGCCCCGUGCUGUCCCUGGCCUUCUCCCCCAACGGGAAGUACCUGGCGUCGGCGGGCGAGGACCAGCGGCUGAAGCUCUGGGGCCUGGCCUCCGGGAGCCUCUAC